This is a messenger RNA of Cylindrotheca closterium, 672 nucleotides long. Lineage: Eukaryota; Bacillariophyta; Bacillariophyceae; Bacillariales; Bacillariaceae. The record is from the annotation of a GenBank genome assembly.
AUGUCGACAGUGGUCGAACCUUCGUCUCACCGGUACAUGUACAUGUUACACGUGUACCACACAAAGUGUACGAAUACCAAAUGCGCAAUUACCCUAACCCUCAUUUUGAUUGCCACUGGAAGUGAAGUGGGGCCUACCAUUGAGGCUGCUCAAAAAUUGACGUCGUCCGGUAUCGCCACUCGUGUCGUCAGCAUGCCAUGUCAAGAAAUCUUUUUGAAACAAUCUGAGGAAUACCAAAAGUCCGUCCUGCCAGGAGAUAUUCCUACCUUGAGCAUUGAAGCCUCCUGCGCCAGUGGAUGGCAUCGAUUCUCCCAUGCGCAAAUUAGCAUGAUUGGAUAUGGAUGUUCCGCACCUGGUGCCGAUCUCUUUGAAUACUUUGGAUUCGGAGCUGGGAACAUUGAGACAAAGGGAAAGGAAUUGUAUGGGACUAGGGCAGAACAUCGGGUGGAAAAGAUGGUACUACCGCAAUCCCAUGUGAAGAAAAGUUCUAAAUAUUGCGCGCGAUUUUUGCGCAAAGCUGGUGAAAAGUCUGGGUUCGGGGGAAACAAUCUGGCACAAUCGCAUAUUUCGGUAAUUUUACGGGUGAGACUCCCCGAGACUCUACCAUAUUCCCACAAAACUUACCACAAAGAUAAGUCCCACUUCUACUACCGCAUUUCCCUAUUCCCAUGA